Ciona intestinalis (vase tunicate) is the source of this 1121-nucleotide messenger RNA. Its product is annotated as DNA-directed RNA polymerase III subunit RPC7-like. Lineage: Eukaryota; Metazoa; Chordata; Ascidiacea; Phlebobranchia; Cionidae. Gene Ontology annotation, cellular component: RNA polymerase III complex. Gene Ontology annotation, biological process: transcription by RNA polymerase III. The record is from RefSeq and is a predicted model, not a curated record.
AUCCAAUGUAAAUGUCAUUUUGUUUGGUCAGGAAACAACUUUACAUUGAGUUUAGGAAGAAACAUUUGUGUUGAACGUUAGCGAUAAAUUGUAAAAAUGUCACGAGGAGGAAAAGGUCGAGGAAGGGGGCGUGGAAGUAUGACGUUUAAUGUUGAAGCUAUUGGAUUCGGAAGAGGCGACGCAUUGCCUGCUUCCACAUUGCAGCCUCCUUUACCAUACCCGCCACUUCGACAACAGCCUGUUCCAUUGUUGGCUGGUGAAGAAACUGAUUACUUGCUUGCGUUAAAAAAGGAAUACAUUCAAACAAUGCAGAAUUCCCCUUACUUUAUUCAAGCUGAACAAGCAAAAAAUGAUAUAGUUCGUUAUUCGGACAAAUAUAAAUCGAGUAAAAACAUGGACAACACAAUAAACUGGAAACCCGAUUGGAGAAGACUUCCAAGUGAAUUGAAAGUAGCUGUGAGAAAAAAACGUUUAGCUCAGAAUAUUGGUCCUCCACCCAAAUUGGUCAAGCAUUUAAAAACAGGAGCAGACAUCACAAAAACAUUGGAUGCACUUGAGAAAAAAGAAAGUAAAACUGAUCAUGAGGAAAAUGAGGAGGAAGAAGAGCAAGAAGAGAAUUUUGAAAAUGAAGAGGAGCAAGAGGAAGAUGAAAAUGAUUACCUCACCUCGUAUUUUGAUAACGGAGAAAACUAUCUUGAUGAAGAGGAAGACAAUUUGGAUGAUAAAGAUGGUGGGAUUUACUAAACAUCAACAUAUCAAGAUGUGAUUCAAUACAGUGUUGGCAAUGAAGGUUGGGAGGAGAUCUCACGAAGCAAAACAAACAAUGUGAUUUUUCACUUUGUAUUUAUUGCAAAAGAGAUGCGGAACUCUAGGAGUACACAAUAUCAGUGAAGAAAUUAAAUUGGUUUGAAGAUGGAUUUUCAUUUUUUCACAAAAUAUAAAAUUAUGACACCACGAAAUCACAAGUGUACAAAUUCUCAAACACACACGCUAUAAGUUGUAAUAUUGUUACCACACUUAAAAAAAAUAAUUUGGCAUUUUGUAGUCAACAAAACGAUAUCAAUCACAUGUUUUUCAACGAACUUCAAACCACAUACAAUAAAACCUAUCUACAAUAUAAA